Molecule: messenger RNA, 699 nt
Organism: Urocitellus parryii (Arctic ground squirrel)
Lineage: Eukaryota; Metazoa; Chordata; Mammalia; Rodentia; Sciuridae
Gene: Bsx
Product: brain specific homeobox
Biological process (GO): regulation of DNA-templated transcription
Molecular function (GO): DNA-binding transcription factor activity, RNA polymerase II-specific; DNA binding
Source: RefSeq, a predicted model, not a curated record
AUGAAUCUCAACUUCACCUCUCCUCUACACCCGGCGUCUUCUCAGAGGCCCACAUCCUUCUUCAUAGAGGACAUCCUGCUGCACAAGCCCAAGCCRCUGAGGGAGGUGGCCCCUGACCAUUUUGCCAGCUCUUUGGCUUCCCGGGUGCCUCUACUAGACUAUGGCUACCCCCUCAUGCCCACACCUACCCUCCUGGCUCCUCACGCCCAUCACCCUCUGCAUAAGGGAGACCACCACCAUCCUUAUUUCCUUACCACCUCGGGGGUGCCAGUUCCCGCGCUGUUCCCGCACCCCCAGCACGCCGAGCUGCCUGGGAAACACUGCCGCCGCCGCAAAGCUCGUACAGUUUUUUCUGACUCACAGCUCUCGGGUUUGGAGAAGAGGUUCGAGAUCCAGCGCUACCUGUCCACGCCAGAGCGGGUGGAACUGGCCACCGCCCUCAGCCUAUCGGAGACGCAGGUGAAAACGUGGUUCCAGAAUCGGCGGAUGAAGCAUAAAAAGCAGCUGAGGAAAAGUCAAGACGAGCCCAAAGCUCCAGACGGGCCUGAGAGCCCUGAGGGUAGUCCCCAUGGUCCAGARGCUGCAGCCGCCGACGCUCGGCUGAGCCUGCCCGCCGGCCCUUUCGUGCUGACCGAGCCAGAGGACGAGGUGGACAUUGGGGACGAGGGGGAGCUCAAUUCCGGGCCGCAAGUGCUCUGA